Messenger RNA from Phytophthora sojae, 570 nucleotides. RefSeq lists its product as hypothetical. NCBI's taxonomy places the organism in Eukaryota, Oomycota, Peronosporomycetes, Peronosporales, Peronosporaceae. Gene Ontology annotation, cellular component: extracellular region. The record is from RefSeq and is a predicted model, not a curated record. The transcript has 3 exons. The coding region runs from base 1 to 570 and encodes 189 amino acids.
AUGCGACCUGGACGUCGCACUUGGCAGCUCCUAACGAUCCUUGCAGCUCUUUCCACUCCCGACUUCGCUCCAUCAGGUCCGCACUCCUUCGCCGUUGCCUUCGCCGCCAUCGUGUCGACCGUCUCUGCCGCCAGCAGCAGCGGCUCGUACGCCGACUGCUCCUCGUCGGUGCUCUCGGCGCUGCUGACGGACCAGUACAUCGACCAGUGCGCCACCGACUCGGGCUACGCCACGAUCGACAAGAUGUGCGCUUCCUCCGCCUGCCAGAACCUGCUCGCGGACGUGAAGGCCAUGGACCUUUCGGAGUGUGUCAUCCCCGUGGGCGACAACAUCCUGCUGCUGGCCGACCUAGUGGACUACGUGCCUGAGCACUGCCCAUCGUCCUCCUCGGGAUCGACCACGAGCAGCACGUCGACAGCCACGACUGCCCCCACGACUACCACUACGACGUCGUCUGCUAGCAGCAGCACCACUGCCACGGAGACCCCUUCGACGACGACGGCUACUACCUCGAGCACCAGCUCGACGGCGACCUCGACUACCAGCACGACUGCUGCUACUUCGUGCUAA